Anoplopoma fimbria (sablefish) is the source of this 2376-nucleotide messenger RNA. RefSeq names its product POU domain, class 2, transcription factor 1 (gene pou2f2a). Gene Ontology annotation, biological process: regulation of transcription by RNA polymerase II. The record is from RefSeq and is a predicted model, not a curated record. Gene Ontology annotation, molecular function: DNA-binding transcription factor activity, RNA polymerase II-specific; RNA polymerase II cis-regulatory region sequence-specific DNA binding. Gene Ontology annotation, cellular component: nucleus. NCBI's taxonomy places the organism in Eukaryota, Metazoa, Chordata, Actinopteri, Perciformes, Anoplopomatidae.
AUGUUUGUCCCCCUGCCGGUCCCCUUCGUCUUUCAGAGAACAGCGUCCGACUUCAGCGCCUGGAGACUCAAGUCCUCGCUGGCUCCGCGGUCCAGCCCCGAUAUCAGGAUGUCUAAAGCAGCAGAGGAGGAGAAGCCUGGGGCUGAGUAUCCAGGGGACAGUUCAGACUCUAACAGAAACAGCCCUGAUGACCAGGUCCAGCCGAUGAAAACAAGCCCCUUCAGCAUCUCGCCCACACCGGCUGGCAGCAAGGGAAAGAGCGAGGAGAGCUCUGAGAUGACCCACAGCACCAUCCCUCCUGCUCCUCCUGCACCUCCCUCCCAGCAACAGCAGCAGCAACAACAACAACAACAACAACUACAACUACAACAACAACAGCAACAAUUACAGCAACAGCAACAACUACAACAACAACAGCAACAGCAGCAACAACAGCAACACCACCACACACAGCUGAUGCUGGCUGGCAGUCAGCUAGCAGGGCUUGCGGCUCUCCUCCCGGCCCAGCAGCAGCUGCUCCUCCAACAGGCUCAGGCUCAGCUCCUGGCCGCCGCUGUCCAGCAGUCUAACGCCGCUCAUGCCGCCCACGCCGCUCAUGCCGCCCACGUCGCCGCCCAGCAACAGGCCAACCAGCAGCAGCAGCAGAACCAGUCGCAAUCCCAGCAGCAGCAACAGCAGCAAACCAAACAGGAACAAACCGUCCAAGUCCCGCCUCCACCGCAGCUGGCCCUGUCGCAGCCAAUCCAGCUCACAGCCCAGGACAUCCAGCAGCUGUUGCAGCUCCAACAGCUGGUUUUGAUGCCGGGUCAUCAUCUCCAGUCUCCUGCCCAGUUCCUCCUUUCUCAGCCAGCGCAGGCGCAGCAGCAGCAGCAGCAGGGUUUGCUCUCAACACAAAAUCUGAUCCAGCUACCUCAGCAAAGCCCAGGGGGACUACUGACAACUCCACCUCGCCUGGGACUCCAAGCACAGAGGGAGAAGAGCAGUGAUGUGGUCGGUGGAAGCGGCGGUUCCAUAGUUGCCACCGGCAGCAGCGGUGCCCUGACGUCAGUAGGAGCCACCUCAGCCUCCAGUUCCUCGCUGACGUCCGGAUUGACUCCCGGAGGUCACGGGGGUCACAUGGGGGAGGAGCCCAGCGACCUGGAGGAGCUUGAGCAGUUUGCCCGCACCUUUAAACAGCGACGCAUCAAGCUGGGAUUCACCCAGGGGGACGUCGGCGUGGCGAUGGGCAAACUGUAUGGCAACGACUUCAGCCAGACCACCAUCUCCCGAUUCGAAGCCCUCAACCUGAGCUUUAAGAACAUGUGCAAGCUGAAACCGCUGCUGGAGAAGUGGCUGAGUGAUGCAGAAAACAUGGCCAUAGACAGCAUGCUGCCCAGCCCGUCUUCUCUCUCUUCCCCCAUGCUGGGCAUCGAGGGUCUGUCCGGCCGACGCAGGAAGAAACGCACCAGCAUCGAGACCAAUGUGCGAGUGGCCUUAGAGCGCAACUUCUGCAUGAACCCGAAGCCUACCUCGGAGGAGAUCCUGCUCAUGGCGGAGCAGCUCAACAUGGAGAAGGAGGUGAUCCGCGUUUGGUUCUGCAACCGCAGGCAGAAGGAGAAACGCAUCAACCCCUCCAGCAGCACCACGCCUCCCUUGCCUAGCCAGACCUCGCCCGUCAUGACACACAAAGCCCCCUGCUACAGCCCGCACAUGAUAUCGAGUCAGGGUCUGUCCCAGGUCACCACCUGCCUCAGCACAACCUGUGACUCAAACCUGCUGCACGGCGUCAACAUCCCCAUUCUCCUUCUUCUCUCCCCUUUAGCCGCAAGCCCUUCAGCAUCCUACCCCAUGACCCCAGUCAGCUCGGCCGCGGUGGGGUCCACCUCUUCUUCUGUGACCCCGCCCCCUCACAGCACAGCCAGCCCCGCCCCUCCCAGUCUCGGGGCCCAUGGGCUCAACACCGGGAACACAAUGAUGGGAGUAAGCACAGGGAUGAACCAGGCCCUCAUGGGCAGCAACCCGCUGGCUACCAUGCAAGCCCUGGCAGCCAGCGGCGGUCAGCUUUCCAUCUCCGGCCUGGAGGGGGGAGCGGCUCACAUGCUUCUGGGCGGACCUGGGGGUCCCGCCUUACCCCACUCCCUCCGCCCCUCCCUCUUCCUCAACCGCCCCACCCUACUCCCCAUGGUGACCGGCUCCAUGGCAACGCCCUCCACGCCUGGCAUGGGACUGGUCAGUGGCCCGAGGCUCUCCUUUUCCCGAUCUCCCCCUGGCGCCAGCGACCUCCUGAGCCCGACCUCUUGCCCCGAGGAGUCUGCCUCUCCCUGUUCAAGUCCCGCCUCUUUCUGUUCCUUCAGUGAAGCCUCGCCGCCGCCCCUGGGAGGGGCCAUGGCCGAGUGA